Messenger RNA from Triticum urartu, 2761 nucleotides. NCBI's taxonomy places the organism in Eukaryota, Viridiplantae, Streptophyta, Magnoliopsida, Poales, Poaceae. The record is from RefSeq and is a predicted model, not a curated record.
CUUGUUUCUUCUUCCUCUUCUUCUUCUCCAAGUCUCCCACAUACUAAGAGCUGUUUGGAGAGCGACUUGCAUUUCUGAAAGAGGAGCUGGCAGCCGUCUCGUCACUAUCAGACGUACCCAUCGAUCGCUGUUGUUUCGGCAGAGAAGUACUAAUGGAAGCUGGAUUGAAUCCCCUAGUGGUCUUCUGGAGUGGACGGGGGAUCCAUGACACGGUGGCGGUGAGCUUCGCAGUGACCCAUGUCACGGUGGUGGUGAGCUUCGCAGUGCAGGUCACGCUUCUGCUCUUGGCAGAUAUUCGUCGUUGCACAGACUGGCCCGUGCUAAAGGCCAUCGUUUGGUCAGCAUACAUGCUGGCUGACACGGUCUUCUGGAGUGGACGGGGGAUCCAUGUCACGGUGGUGGUGAGCUUCGCAGUGCAGAUUACGCUUCUGCUCUUGGCAGAUAUUCGUCGAUGCACAGACUGGCCCGUGCUAAAGGCCAUCAUUUGGUCAGCAUACAUGCUGGCCGACACGACGGCCAUAUACGCCUUGGGUCACCUGUCCGUGGUCGUCACGUCGACCGAGCACCGCCUUAUGGCGCUCUGGGCGCCGCUGUUGCUGGUGCACCUUGGCGGGCAAGAUAACAUCACUGCCUAUGCCAUCGAGGACAACCGGUUGUGGCUCCGUCACCUGCAGGCUUUCGGAGUGCAGCUCCUCGCAGCUGGCUAUGUGUUGUAUGCGUCUUCCAUUCUCUUCCACCCAUCCUUGCUCCGCUGGGCCGCCAUCCUCAUGUAUGUGGUCGGGGUUCUCAAGUGCGGGGAAAGAGUAUGGGCGCUCAUGGGUGCCAAUAGUUGUGCCAGUAGCAGCCUAUCCAUCACCAGCUACAUGGAUUUCCAUGCUGAGCAGGCAUGUGGUUUUCCUGCAGACUGUCCUGUGGACAUGGCACAGGAAGUCAACCAGCUAGUCAUAGCUUACUCACUGUUGGACAUCCCCAAGAAAAUGUUUGAGGGGCCGACACCUUAUGUGAAAAUUGAGAAUGACACAAGUUAUGAAGGAGACUUUAUCUUGGAAGUGGUCCAGAGACAGCUCACAAUGAUGUACGACCUGUUGUUCACCAAGGCUGCAGUGAUGCACACCCGGUAUGGCUUUGCCGUCCGUCUCAUCUCGCUGCCUUUCACUGUGGCCGCACUCCAGUUGUUGUUCCAUGCAUUGAGAGACGAAGAUGGUUACAGAAGAGCAGAUGUCAUUGUGACCAAAGUUUUGCUCAUUGGUGCAGUUAUCCUGGAGGCCAUUUCAGUGAUGAGGUUCACGUUCUCCAUGUGGACAGCCGCACUGCUGUAUGAAAGAAAAUGGUAUUUGCUUGGCUGGGUGGAUCAGUUACCUGAACUGGUCUUCUCUUUAGUCAGGGUAAUUGUACAACGUAGAGAAAUCUACAGCUCGGGCUCGGGCCACAUGCGCCAGCAAAGCUUGUUUAAGGUGUUCUUUGGCACUAACCACAGCAGAGGCAGCAGAAUCGCAAGAAGUAUGGGACUGGCGGACCUGUGGGACUCAACGUUCUACUCAUGGUCCACUCCUGUCCCAACAGCAAUCAUUGAGAAGGUGUUGGAACUAGUGUCGGCAACUGAUGGCAGUGGAUCUAAUGAUGCUAGCCAGAUUGACAUCACGAAUUCACGGGGCCGGAAUACCCUAAGGAGAUACAGCCUCUCCUUUUUUUUAGAAAAGGGAUACAGCCUCUCCUUAGGGAAGGACCUAGCAUGGAGCGUGGGAUUGGAUCUGGAUGAGAGCAUCCUUGUGUGGCACAUCACCACUCAUGUCUACCUCGAGUGGUUAGAGAAGAACGCUCUUCGCGGAGUACACUUAGCAAGGUUUUGUAGGGAAAAUGAAAAAAAGGUGCAACUUCUUCAGGGAACAAGGGCUCUCUGCAAUUAUAUGUUUUAUCUGCUGGUCGCCCGCUCCUACAUUCUGCCUGUUACUCGUCAGAGGUAUAUCCAGCUGUGCCAUGAUCUGAAGACACGCUACGACGCCAGGGACCUGCUCGAUGCCAUAUUGUACCAGAAGGAUGCUUUGCUCGGAGGAUCUCCAGUUCAACCAAAUGGUAUGUCUCAGAGCAGUGGAACUGCUCAGCCGCCGGUCAAUAAUACAGGGGUCGGAGGAACUGCUCAGCCUUCUUCGAUCAACAGCACACUUGACCUCGGAUGUAAGCUUGCAGCACAACUGCUCCACACAGCGGAAAAAGAAGUGGAUGUUGUUCGCAUCCUGGAGAUGGUCUUUGAAGUGUGGGUGGAGAUGCUAUGCUACACGGUCUACCACUGCAACGAGAAAUCUCAUGCAAGAAACCUGACAAACGGUGGCGAGCUCAUGACCAUCGUUGCUCUUAUGAUGGUAUACAAGUCAAAUGGUUUUAUCAAGUCAAAUGGUUCUUCGGCUUAGUUGGACCAAGUAGAUGUGUUGCCAAAUUGGAUUGGGGUGCACGCAUCUAUCUUUUGAAACAAGUCUACAUUUCCAACGGUAUUUACUAUGCAUGCAGUCGUCUCGAAUAAUCGCUUGCUUCUUGUGGUUGUUAAUUCAACCAAGUCCUCGUUGAUGAUGAUAUGCACUGGACAGAUCGUCAUAUGUAUGUGUGAGGUUGUACCAUGUUUCGUUUCCACUGAAUUUUGCAUUUUCUGCAGCCGUUCCACGAAGCUGUAAAACAAAUAUCUAUCUGUACUCUAUUUCGUAUAAGACCUAUUCUGUAAUCUUUAUUACCAGAUGUCUUUCUUCCAGAUUCGUGCUGGCAUGUUGUU